This is a messenger RNA of Mesocestoides corti, 729 nucleotides long. The record is from the annotation of a GenBank genome assembly. Lineage: Eukaryota; Metazoa; Platyhelminthes; Cestoda; Cyclophyllidea; Mesocestoididae.
AUGUCCAAAGAAUUGCCCUUCGCACCACACCUCCAAACUGAAACCAACAAUCUGCUCCAUCAUCAAAACUCCUCAUCCUUUACUGCGCUUCCCAUGGCUCAGUCGGCCUGCCUGAGGCAGGAUCCGAAGUGCCAGGCCACUGAGAGUUCCUUCACAGAGGUCUCCUGCCCCCUGGAUGCCCCGCCGGUUGAAUUUGAGGCGGCAGCGUUUGAGGCGAAUGAUCCUGUGAGGUGGAAAUUACUCGAGCUUGUCAGAGAGGAGUUGAAGCAACUUAAGGCAACAAAGGCUGCUUACGUCUCGAAGAAGCAAGUCAUUCGACAAUUGAGGUCGCUGCUCGAGCACUUCGACAGCCUCCCGACGCUAAUGAAUACGCUCAAGACGUUUUUUCUUAACACCUUCCUCUUUCUCUCUGGCCUCGAUUUCCUUCUUCAAUUCUUCAAUUUUCUCAAUGUUCUCUCUUCUCUCAAUUUCAUCAUUGAUUUCCUGUAUAAUAGAAUAGCAUGUACCUCCUUUCGUCUGCUCCACGUCCCCGAACUGGUGAUAGCGCAUAAACUUGUCCCCUCUCAAGACUUUUCUUGGGACAUUAAACUGCCAGCUUCUUCUUGUUCAAUCUUUACAGAGGUUGCGGUGAGGAAUAGCCUCAAUAGUGACCUUGUCGCUAGCGACACGGGGAUUAAGUGCCCUCCCAUCGGCAGUCAAAAAGGCAAGGCUUUGCUUAAAAAGAGUUAA